UUCACCCGUAGAUGGAGCUACAGAGAACGUCUGUCGGGCGUCUUGUACAAACUGAUUUUCUCAAGGUUAAAAUACAAAUCAGUUUUUAACUAUUUUCAACAUGAAUACCAGUGAGACGUCAUGGUAAAUUGUAGUAACAAUCUAAAAAUUUGUUAAAGCUGUUUUCAAUCAUCUCAAUUGUUGGACUGUUAAGUUUAUAUUGUUUGAUUCGACCCUUUGUGAUCUGCAAAGGCUCUUUCACGGUACAUAGCACGUGCUCAAAAGGAAUCCAACAUUCAUCUCGUGCUGAUGGCCAUACGAACAAGUGGAUUGUAGUGCUGGGAUUAAGAGAUCUCAUAAAGUUUACGAGGACGUCUUCAUUUUCUUGCGAUAUAUCUUCUACGACACCCAGGUACCAGGCUUUGUCGUAAACUGCUGCUAAAUACUGACCAUGUUUGCAACGAUUGAGACGCUUGUGCCUGAAACGAACUAAUUGUUACGUUAACGGAUGUUCUAUCCACAUCUGCUGAAAUUCGCCGGAUUUGCAGAGAAUCAGAACUGACUGGAACAAAACUGUAUAAAGAACUCUUUUCGUGGGCGAAAGCUAAUAUUUCCUGCUAUGGUUUUCGCGUCGUUCAGACGUGGCUCUAAGACCAUUUCGCAUUUCUCAAUUUCCUCAGUACUUACGAAAAGCAUUUCGAUUCCAGAAAUAUCAGCUUUCGCCCACGGAAAAAAUUCUUUAGCAUUGAGAAUGUGAUUCCCUGUGGUAGCUUGAAGGCUAGCUCUGGUGACUAGACGCUUAAUGGUUCCACCGAUACCAUCGCAUGGCUUUUCCCGUGACUUGUUGCCAAAAAAUGCCAUUCCACCUUCACCCCGAAAUCCUCCUCAUCGUAGCAUAAAUUUACAGUUCUUACAGUUCUUGUUCAUAAAUUUAAGUUUUUACAGUUCUUGUACUGACUGGCGGCUCCAUUACAGAAGUACCUCACCAACGAAAGACCUGGAAUUAAAUUCUUGAGAUGAGCAAUGAUAACGCUGAUAAAUGCGUACACAGCUGUAGCAUCAUGCUUCAGACAAUCACUGACCACACAGAAACUGAUCGUACCGAGAUUGUCAUCUUCUUCCCGAUGAUAGGCAACCAGUGGAUGCAGUGUAGCUUGACUGUUGUCCCAGUAGUAACCUUGAACAGCGUCGUGAACAACAAAUGAGUAGUUUUCUGCGAAAUCGACCAAACCAACCGCAGUGCCUGGAGUUAACGACUCCUUUUGCUGUACAAGGUAGGCUGCUUGACCCUUAAGAGGUCACACGCAAGUUCCUGUCUUGUGAUAAAUCGUGUGCCAUCUGUAUGCGUCCAUUGCUUGAAAGUUAGUUCAUCAUCCUCCUCGAUUGAUCGUUCCAAAAAGACAGACUGAAGGUGUUCUCUGAGACUGUCAGAACCUGGACAUUUCGCGCACCGAUGAACCAUGCAGUUUCUUUCACUGACAUCGCAAACAAGUUUGCCAUUAAGGAUUUAUUAUCAAGUUUUGGACCAGGGAGGGAAUCCAACAGUAACUUGACGUUUUGAUGGUAUUCGCAGACGCAUACCGAAUGCAUACUUUUCGCUCCAACGGUAAUACACCAACGCGGCCGAAGUUCACAAAACUUGGAAAAUCCAACGUGUUCACCACUUGAAUUUUCUUUGUAGUUCAAAUACAGUUCACGUAAAUUAGCAAGCAAGAGUCGCUUUUGAACAUGGACUCGUUUUCCGUCUGAAUUUUUAACGGAAACGAAGUCUUUUUUCCCUGGGCACAUUCGCGAUACUUCGUCGUCGUUAUAAAAAUCAAUUACCUUCGUUUUGCUUUCUUCCGACUGUUUCCUUGCUUUUAUUGGGCUUAUAUCGGGUAAAAUUCCUUUCGCCUUUUUCAAUUUCCCAGCUUUGUUGACCAUGAACUUAGAUACCCCAAACUCAUUCGCAGUUUUUUCUAUUGUCCAAGACGGCGGCGCAAGAGUGAUAAGUAUUAGUGUGGCUUCCAUGUUUGAAGUGGAGCAUUUUUCUUUGAUCCCUUCUAUAAUUGCGUCAAGGACUGUGCACUUUUGACACGUUUGAAGUUCAUUGGAGUCAACAUUUAAACGACGAGCAACUUCGUCAGUAAUAGCCGUCUGCGCUUCAUGAGCCUUUCGUUUGGCAUACACCGCACGGUCUCUCUGUGCGAAUUUAGUCUUAACUGGAGUGCAACCAAGGGAGCUAAAUGUGGCGGCAAGAUCAUGUAACUCGUCCUCGACUUCAGGCUUAUACUCUUCAUCUUCUUCGAUGCAACUUUCAUCGAUGCUUCCAAGAUAAGAUGAACAUUUUGGGCACAGCUUUUGACCAGGCUUGAUAUCUUUCACAACGAGUUUAUUAAUUUUGUGCGCGUUUGCAAUAUCUAUUAUGCGUAAAGACUUUUUCCUUGCCGUUGUUGGAUGCAUUUCAAAGGGAUCACAAUAACUAUUUUGCAAAGAUCCAUACUUGC
Messenger RNA from Paramuricea clavata, 2465 nucleotides. NCBI's taxonomy places the organism in Eukaryota, Metazoa, Cnidaria, Anthozoa, Malacalcyonacea, Plexauridae. The record is from the annotation of a GenBank genome assembly.